Molecule: messenger RNA, 3435 nt
Organism: Trypanosoma theileri
Lineage: Eukaryota; Euglenozoa; Kinetoplastea; Trypanosomatida; Trypanosomatidae
Exons: 1
Coding region: 1-3435 (1144 amino acids)
Source: RefSeq, a predicted model, not a curated record
AUGCGAGGAGGUGGAUAUACGAACCGAGCCCCAUCUAUGGGGGGUGAACCAUACCAAGGAGCUAUGAUGCAACAACCGUUUGGAAGUCAGUAUGGUAUUCAGGGAUAUGAUAAUCUCGAUAACUACGGCGGUGGUUCUUAUAAUAUGGGAUAUGCAGAAAAAAUGAAUGGUAAUUCUUUUCGACAAAAUGGAUACCCAUAUGACAAAAACAAUGAUCCCUACCCAGGUAUGAAUAGAAUGGGUAGUGGUAUGGGAGGUGCUUUUGGUUCUUAUGGUAUGAACAGCAUGGGCGGUUUUGGAAGUAUGCAAGCAUCCAUGUGCCGUAUGAAUGAACCUCCACCGGUGAUAUACAAACUCUUCUCCAGUCGUCGUGACAGGUUUGGUUUGUCAUCUAACCGUGACUUCCAUGCCCGUCAUUCUCAGUUAAGUUUGUACGGCAUCGGAAACCGUGGAUCAUCAAUAAAUAAUUCCGCUAUGGGAUCAGCCUUUGAUCGCGAUGUGCCAUCAGCAACUAAAGAUACAGGAUUUUCUACGAAAUAUGAACCGAAAAAGAGUGGUACUUACGGUACAUCUCCUGCUAAGGCGGGUGGGUCUUUCAGUGCAACUCCUGCUAAGGCAUCUACUCCAAGUGUAUAUGAACGAGCCCCAGCCACAUCGGGCAAAAGUGUCUCUACGUCCACUGAUAAGCAGCCUUAUGAUAAGCAACCCAGUGAGAAGCGGUACGUGAGCAAACGACCAUUAAGUCCAACUGCCCGUACUUUUGAUUAUGAUGGAGCCACUGACGCUGAUUCAAAGACCAGAAGGAAAUCCUCAGGUGUCCGCGAAGUCGUAUCACGACCAUCCGCCAUCGCGGAAUCAAGAAGCACUGAUAAAGGUGCACGAGGUGAUAAGGUUGCAGAACGUGGGAGAACCGCAGAGCGUGAGAAACCUGUCCAACGUGAGAUGCCCGCAGAGCGUGAAGCACCUGUCAGGCGUGAGAUGCCCGCAGAAACUGAACAGAGAAAGACUACAGAAGAAAGAAGACCGCAAGAAAGAUCAGAGGUGUCAAUUCCUCUCUCGAGGGAAGAGUCUGUGGCGGAGCAGAAGCCUGCAAGUGUUACCAGCGCCUUUGGUGAUAUUGUUGAUAAAAGUGCAGUACUUGAACAAAGUCAAUAUGAACCGUCGCAAUCACGGAUUCAAUCAAAUACGCAUUCGCAACGCGGUUCAUUGCGUCGUCGUUCAUCAGUUGGUCGCCCGCGCACUGCGAGUAUGAUCAGUAUGUCUAUUGCUGAAUUCCCUGAAGGUGAUGAGAUGAAGGAUAUUCUUGAUGCUGGAAUAGUUGGAACCAGGAGAGCAUCAUCAAUAAUGGACCCUGGAGCUGCCGGACAUAGAAGAACUAGUAGUAUAUCAGCAAAGGCAUACGAUGGACAAACAAGUGUUUCCCGUCAAGAAGGAGGAGGGACUAAGGAUGAUGAGCAAAAAGCUGAGGAAUAUCGUAAACGACUUGAAGAACGCAAAAGCAUUGAUCAAAAACUCAGAAGACAAAGUGAAGUUGCGCUACAGCAACGACAAGAACGAGAGCAAACACAACGAGAAGAACGCAAAAAGUUUGAUGAUGAAAUGAAACGUAAGAAUGAAGAAGAACGUGAACGGCGAAAGGCAGAAGAACGGAAACGCUUUGAAGAGGCAAGAAGCCUCGAACAGAAGCAAGAAGAAGAGCGUAUCAAAAAUCUUCUUGCACAUUCUGAGGUGGGACCCACAGAGCCAGAAACAGGGGAGCGACGUUCAGUUGUGCGCAGAAACAGCCGUACUCGCCCAUCAACGCGUAUAAAUUCAAUGUUGGGGGCAAUUCCGGAACAACCGCCUGAUGUGGAGGCUGGUGCUGUGAAGGAUGUGCUGGAUGACGCCCUACCAGUAGCUAGACAUAGCGUAGAUAUGACCCAUGGUCGCAAAAGCAUUUCUCAUCCUGAGGGACCUCGAAGAAGCAUUGCGUCUGCUGGGGAUGCUGGACAUCGUCAACAAGAAGAUAAAAAGCGGCAACAAGAGGAACAGAGAAGACAAGAAGAAGAGAGGAGACGGCACGAGGAACAGAGAAAGCAACAAGAAGAGGAACAGAGGAGACGGCACGAGGAACAGAGAAAGCAACAAGAAGAGGAACAGAGGAGACGACACGAGGAACAGAAGAGGAAAGAAGAAGAAGCAAAGAGACACCACGAAGAAGAAAAGAAGCCAGAGGGAGGGGAAGUACAACAACAAGAACAACAUCAACAUCAUUCUCAGGAGAGUCAAAAACAACAAGAAGAACAUCAACAUCAUUCUCAAGAGAGUCAAAGACAACAAGAAGAACAUCAUCAUCACGAUGAACAACAGAAAGAUCCAAAGAAGUCUAACCCCAUUAAGACCCUUGUACUCCUGGAGAAAAAUCCACGGCCGUCAAAAACUCUCACCGCGGAAGGGAACAGUUUCACAUACCGUGGAGUAAAGCAUGAAGCCACGGAAGUUGUAUUUCGGGAUCCGAAGAGUAUGUCAUACCAUUCUAAUAUUUUCAGCACUAUUAAAAGUGUUGUAUGUGAUGGUUUUAAUUCUUCCAUUGUUUCUGUGGAGGCGCCUAAUACUGGUAGAGUUUUUGAGUCUCCUGUAUGGACUGGACUUACCCGCAUUGUACGCGGUGUGAUGCAGAGGUCUGAAACCAAACCAGAGAACCGAACCGAACUUGCUGCAGCGUUUGGUUUUAUUCAUAAAGACAAGGUGCGAGAUCUCAUUGUCGAAAACAGUAACUUUGAGCAACUAUUGGUUCACCCAUCGCCUAUAUAUGGUCCUCGCAUUCCACAACUUCGCUACAACCCUAUUUCUUCUCCCUCAGCAUUUGAAGAAAUGAUGGCUUCUGCCUUGCGUCGUUCCAGUGCCGAUCCUAUUCUUUCCUCAAUGGAUGGUGUAGCAGUUGCCCUUUUACUCUCUAAACAGUAUUGUUUGACAACCAAUGAGGCUGGUGAAAAGACAUACGAUGUACUCUUGUCCUCCCUCGUUGUGGCAUCAACUGGAAGUGAUACGUUGCCCUAUGAAUCUGCACUCGCCCGUGUUCGGAACGAGUAUAGCAUGCUGUUUCAUCUCCUGCUUGGUGGGCCAUGCUUUACGUGCUUUAUGCUGAAUCUUUCUUUGGGAGAAGAAGAAGCAUCCCAUCAAGAAGUUCUGGAUAGGCUUAUCGCGCUUCACGAUAAAAUGCACUCAUCCUACAACUAUCCAUUACGUAAUGGGUCGGUUAUGAGGUUUGUGAAGUAUGUAGAAACUGCUAAUAAAGAGGGAAGGGAGCGUGUGAAGAAUGAACAAAAUCCAGAGAAACGUGCCAAACUUGAGCGCUACGUGCAGGAACAGGCCCGAUUGCUGAGCGAUGCAGGAAAAAUGUUGGAAGAGGCACGUGAAGUUAUGACUGCAGCACCGUCCUCCGCACAGCGCUAA